Messenger RNA from Neospora caninum, 1275 nucleotides. RefSeq lists its product as hypothetical. NCBI's taxonomy places the organism in Eukaryota, Apicomplexa, Conoidasida, Eucoccidiorida, Sarcocystidae. The transcript has a single exon. The record is from RefSeq and is a predicted model, not a curated record. The coding region runs from base 1 to 1275 and encodes 424 amino acids.
AUGGCUGCGGCGCCCAAGAAAAUCUCUUUUUCUUUCGGAAGAAAAGCUCCGGUCUCUUCUUCGUCUUCAUCGUCUUCGUCGUCUUCCUCGACUCGGUCAUCGUUCUCCUUCUCUCUCUCCGCUUCCCAGCGCGGGGGCUUCGAGCCUGCUCCGGGGGCAAACGCCUUCCAGGGAAGAAGCGCCUUUUUCAAGGAACAAGAAGAAGAACAGACAGCGGUUCAACAGGUCCUCUCGAUCAGCAAGGACGGCGAAUGGGAGACGGAAGGAGGCCAAGCGGAGGCCCCUCCUCUGGUGAUCCCUUGCCUCAACCGCCUCGAUAAGCCACCCCCAUCUGCGUCUGUUUCUUCUGGCGGCAAUGGCUCGGAGCCACAAACCAGUGCAGCAAAUAUCGGCGGCGCAGGAGAAAAGGAGGAGAAGAAAGAGCCGAACUACCUGUCGCUGGGUAAACACGAGUCUCGCAUAAAAUCCGAAUCUGCAGCGGACGGGGGGAUCGAUCCUUCUGGUCCUUCAGACGCGCCCCGUUCGCUGUCUCCGAAACCCGAAUAUGGACUACGUCCUCCGAAGCAUCCGCCGGCUGUUAAAACGGAGCCCGGCGAAUCCCCCGCUCCCGCUUCUUCCUCCCCGUCGUUAGACGACUUGGCCGCUCAGGCGUUGAUCGCUGAGGCCAAGGGCGAGCUCGGGUCAGGCCCCGUAGGCACUGCGGCGCCCAUCCUGCCCAUUUUGUGUCGGAAUGAAAAGCUUGCGGAGCUCCGAAGACGACACAAGGAACGCCUUCAACAGGCGAAGCAACGCACAGUCUCCCGCUCGGCUUCCGGCAUCCGCGGCAGAGGUUUUGUGGCGUUCGACCCGUCCUCUGGGGCUUCGGCUCCUCGCCUCCCGUGGGAGGCAGAUAACGGCGUGAAGGACGAGAGGGAAGACCCUGAGAGAGAACGAGGACAGGCUUCCAGCGAGAAAGAGCUCCUGCAAGAGGAACUCAAUCUCCUUCCGGACGCGCCUUCGGCCACCAGCGCCGAGUACAGUCGGAUCCCCGUCAGCGAGUUCGGGCUCGCCAUGCUCCGCGGGAUGGGGUACGAGGCGGAGAAGGACGGAGAGAAGGACGAGAAAAAGAGGGGAGCGGCUCCAAAGAGAAAACGGACAUACAACCGCGCCGGUCUAGGGAGCGAGGAAGAAGUGGAGCGCCUCUGGGAAGAAAGAGAACAAAAACUCAGGGAGGAGGCAGCAAGGGACAAAAAACGGAAAAUGGACGAAAUGCUCAGGCGAAGAAGAGAAGGAUAG